This is a messenger RNA of Esox lucius (northern pike), 1321 nucleotides long. RefSeq names its product putative protein MSS51 homolog, mitochondrial. The transcript is spliced from 6 exons. The coding region runs from base 140 to 1297 and encodes 385 amino acids. The record is from RefSeq and is a predicted model, not a curated record. Lineage: Eukaryota; Metazoa; Chordata; Actinopteri; Esociformes; Esocidae.
ACAGACGGGAAGACUCUGGAGGUGUCAGACCGUUCUGGAAGGGGAAGCACAGAUGGUAUAAGUGCCAGUCACAGCCGUUGCUGCAACAUUAGCGGUCUUGUGAGAAGAGACAUUCAGCAGCGUGUUACUUCAAGUUCCAAUGGCAGAUAUCAAAAGUGCCCCAAGCCAGAAAGCUAAGGCCAAAGUUAUGGCCUUCAAGUCUCAGAAAGACAUGUUCCAGAAGAUGGAGGAAUCGUUCAAGUUCUGCGCUAGUUGCGGAAAGCGUCCCGGUCAGGUCUCAGAUACACAAACUCUCAAACGCUGCAUAAGUUGUCUGAAUGUAUACUACUGCAGCAAAGAAUGUCAGAAGUCUGAUUGGCCUCAGCACAAGAAGGUCUGUCCAGUGUUGCGUCUCGUGGCCAUCGACCGAUUAGUGGAGUGGCUAGUGUUCAAAGGAGACCUCCCGUUCCCUACGGAUAAGUGGACCCGACCACAAGGGGAGGUGAAGUGCUGGGAUGACUGGCUUGCCAUGCAAGGGGACCUCACCCCUAAGUUGGACGCCAUCUUGUCUUGCACUAAUAUGAAAGACCUUUGGACCAACGCUGGCAGGCCUAAGCCAGAUGAUGAUGACCUAAGGAAGUCCAUUUGGCGGGUGUCAAGCGAGUUUCUCUGCCGGCCACUGACUAUUGCCAUGGGGUUUAGACUGUUUGGCCUAAACCCAUAUUCCAAACCCCUCACCAUCCACUUAAUAGGGAUUUCUGACACUGAGACCCUUGGAGCGCGACUGACGGACUUUGAUGAACUGGACCGCAUGUACCCUGGACACCAGGGUAUUGAAGUGGUGAUGGUGGGGCCAGAGGUGGUGGACGGGCCCAUCAUGAGGAGCCCUCUGACAAGCUUUGGCCCCAAGACCAAGACCUUCAUCAGUGCCUACAAGGGCCUCUACCACCAGUUCUACGAGGAGCUUGUGGAGACAAAAGCGGCAGCAAAGCCAGAUCUGGUGGUUGGAUUCCAUCCCGGGUUUGAUGCCAGUCAAGGCCUGGAUGAAGGCUGGUUACCCACACUUUUGCUCCUCAGGGACUACGAUAUCCCCUCCUUGUUUACUGCAGCUGACGAGACAGAGAUGACCUACUCUCUACAGAUUCUUUCAGAGCUGGAGAUGGAUUUAAAAGGCAGUGGCGUCAACCCCUUUGCCUCUCAGAAACCAGAACAGGUCCAGGCCACCCCCAACAAAACACCUGUGUACUGCAACUCCCAUUAUUUCUGUUUCCAGGGUCUGCUUGAGACGGUGGAGUUUGAAGAACCAGAGGAUGACUGAGUUUUUCAUUGAAGUCAAACAUGA